Messenger RNA from Paramormyrops kingsleyae, 3138 nucleotides. It is a transcript of the gene hlx1, whose product is annotated as H2.0-like homeo box 1 (Drosophila). NCBI's taxonomy places the organism in Eukaryota, Metazoa, Chordata, Actinopteri, Osteoglossiformes, Mormyridae. Gene Ontology annotation, molecular function: DNA-binding transcription factor activity, RNA polymerase II-specific; sequence-specific DNA binding. The record is from RefSeq and is a predicted model, not a curated record. Gene Ontology annotation, biological process: regulation of DNA-templated transcription.
GACUUGAAAUUAUUUUUUUGGUAGAAGAGAAAGACAAAAUAUAAAAACACAAAAAAAAACAAAAAAGAAAGAAAGACGUGUAAGAUGUUUAUGAAGUACGUUUCACGCAUGUUUAUGCGUAGGUUUCAUACCAACUAUGACUAUGACAACUGUUAGGCUACAAUUAAUCCACCAAUUAAUGAACGCAUUUAUAUAUAAAGGUGUAAUAAAUAAGCAUGCUACCGAUUUUUAGAUGUUUAUUUCUAUUACUUUUAUUACUGUUUUAUUGUUUUUUAAAGAUUAUCCAUCGAUGUAAAAAUUAAAUAUUCUUCAUGAAAUAUUCAUGAAGAUGUUAUGAGUUUAUUUAUUGACGUAUUACAGGCUUUAGAUAUGUGUGAAGUAAAGCUUUUGUGGUUAUUUUUGUUUUCUUUUUAUGAAAUUGAUUUCCUCUUUAUCAUAAGCAUGAGGACGGAUUUGCGUCACAGUGCAACUUGCGGGUUGAGAUAAAGUUGCACAAAUAUUGAAAAAGGAAGUUCUAACCGUCAUUAUAAAGUUUUUUGUUACACUCCGGAAGAAAUACGGAUUUCGUUCGUAUCCUAAAAUACUAAAACAAGCUCUAUUUUUGGACAAAUCUAGCAGGAAUAUCCGCUCAUUUAGUUAGAAUCAGAGCCCAUUAAAAACAGGAUGACCUGGAUCUAUUAGAACUGGAGUUUCCUGUACUCAGCGGUCAAGCUCGGAAUGAGACGGAAUUUGAGGGCGAACCACGGGACAUGUUCAGAGAAAACUCCUUCAUACAAAUACAAACAAUGACAUAGGUUAUUCGCCGUAUUUAUGUACAAAAGCUGAACAAUGAUUCUCCAGUAAUAUUUAUAUUUUCUAAAAGACUUAUUGCUUUCGGAUUCUCUUAGACGACUGAAAACACAUUUUUAAAUUAGUCUAUUACUGAAUUUAUAACCUACGCAUUCACCUAGAACCUAAAAUAUCAUCUGCAAAGCUACACGUAAAAAUAAUUGAUCUGUGCUUCAUAACUGGGCAACUUUUUAACCCGUUAACCCGUUAAACUCUGUGUUUGUACAAUAUUAGGCUAAAGACUCGUAAUAAACAUGUCGUUUGUUAAAUUAAUUUGUUAGCCAAAAUGUCAAUACAUGGUGUUUCAGACAACGUGAGUCGCUCGCAAAAAUACGUGUAAUUUAUUUUUCCAAAUUUUAGACACUAAAAGGGUAGUCCACAGUCUGGUAUUUAGUGAUAUAAUUGGUCUUUAUAAUGUAACAUUCCUGGUAGUUGUUAAAGAACAACAAUAAUAAAUAAUAGUAUUAAUAAUAAUAAUUUUAGUGCCGUAUUUAUUCAUUCGGACAACGAAGAAUUUCACCGGUAAAGUUCAACCCUCAAGAACCCUAUGUCUUGGGGGCGUGUUGUACUGCUGAAGCUGCACCUCCAUUGGCCAGAGGGUAACCAAUCAGUUAAAGAUCAGAAACUUCUGCUGAGGACUACUUGGACCAGCUGCUUACGUUCCAUACUUGUGAGAAAGAUCCCAGGCCAUUUAAAAAAGAAAUCUACCGUUUUCGACAAUAUCUGCGUUUCCAUGCAGGAUUUUUCUGUUAUCACCGUUUGUGUUUAACCACGGGGUAACACAUAUUAGUAGAAUGUAUACUGCCGGACUCAACCCGUUUUAUGCUUCUAAUUUUAGUCUUUGGUCUGCGUAUUGCUCCAGUGGUUUUUCAUUGGAUUCGAUGAAGAAGCCGUCUUUUUGCAUUGCUGACAUAUUACACGUCGGAGACGCUGAAAACAUCUCUGGAUCUUCCGCUGUAAUGGCUCAUAUGGGUCCCCGUGCUCCGGUUCACGCUUCUGGAUCUCCCCUGCGCCCUUCCCCGGUUACCCAGGAGCCGUGUGUUUUCGGCUCCAGGGUGAGCUCUGCGUCCCCGUAUCACAGGCACGGAUUACAUUUAACUUCUGUUUCGCGAGUCACUCUGAACUCUCCCCAAGCCCCUGCACCGUCAAGCAAAGACCUAAAGUUUGGGAUUGAUCGCAUUUUAUCUACAGACUUUGACCCAAAAGCCAAAGAGACUUCAAGUUUAAGAGAUCUCACUUCAAUUGUUAGCACGAACCGUCAGUCAGGGAUCCAUCUCUCUAUGCCGCCUUCUACAAGCCAGUACUAUACGCCCUUAGAACCCAGGAUGAGCGACGCGCCCACCAUGAUGAGCUCGUUAGGCAGCGCGGCCAGGCAAUCAGGACAGCAUCAGUUACAGGAUACCUUUCCAGGUCCGUACGCAGUGCUUACCAAAGACACGAUGCCACAGACGUACAAAAGGAAGCGAUCCUGGUCACGAGCAGUGUUUUCCAACCUGCAGCGAAAAGGGCUUGAGAAACGAUUCGAAAUACAAAAGUAUGUCACCAAACCUGACAGGAAGCAGCUCGCUGCGAUGCUGGGCCUGACCGAUGCGCAGGUGAAAGUAUGGUUCCAAAACAGGCGGAUGAAAUGGAGGCACUCGAAGGAAGCCCAGGCUCAGAAAGACAAGGAGAAGGAGCAGUCCGACAAACCGCUGACAGAAGGGGAGCAGAAGGAGCAGGAGUCCGAGUGCGAAAGCGAAGCGAGUGAGUGCGAUUUGGACGAGGCGCCGGAGCGCAGUGACGUGGACAUUGCGGAACACAAUAAGCGAAGCGUCAUCAUGAACGGGGCUCCCCCCGCCAGCGCUGAGGAGGCGGCGCCGCUCAGCGCGGCCACGGAAGCGCCGGCGUCCUAGCGAGGGUGCGCUAGUCGCACCCUGGAAGGUAAUUUCUAUCUGUGAAGUAUUUAAUAUGAAGCCUAUCGAAAUGUCCGAAAUUGAACUCAACAAAAAGGGUAAUUUUAAAAUCGUCUUAUGAAAAAUUGCUUGGAAGGCGGCCCAAAGACAUAUUUUUAUUUAGGACUGUUGGUAGCUACCCCGAUAUAUUUGUUAUUUUUUCCACAUGUAAUUGACCCUCUUCCCUUCAAAAAUAAUCCCCUAAAUAUGUUAUUUUGUAAAUGUGAUUUUUUUCCAUUUUUGAUAAGCGUAAAAGUGUAUUAUAUAUUGUCCAAACUUAUUUGCACUGAAAAUAAUGUACAUAAUGUUUCUUACUGUUUUCAGAUUGUAUUCGUAAAAACCUAAUGAUUUCCAUUAAAAGUUUCUGUCAAAACAGCAA